AUGUUUCGUUUUCUAAAUUGCGUAACAGCACCUAAGACUAUAACAAUAAUUUUGUUACUGUUUAUCGCGCCUCCAGCCCGUGCCGCAGAUCGCGCAAGUGUUACAUCUUUUACGCCAACAGAUUCUAAGUACUCUUCAUCGUCUGGUUCAGGUGCUUCGACACAGGGAGAGAGUCACGUUAAAAGGAAUAUAAAAGCAACAGAUUUAUCGGCUUCGGGCUCAGCAACAGCAGCAGCGAAAAGUUAUGAUCCACCACCUGAAUUUUAUAGAGGACCGGGCUCAACAAGCCAAACAUCUUCCAUUCCAAGCUCCUCUGUGACAUCCCCUGGUGCACCAUAUCACAAUCGCGACAGCGCUACAUCCAGCUUCGUCUCUAAACCCAUAACUUUUCCAGACAUAAUUGGGCACAAAAAGCAUAACAGCAACGAUCCCAGCCAGCAGCUCGCAAAUUCAUUCAACAACUGGCAGAAGCUGCGCGGACAAGGCGCUCAGGAUAGGAUCAGUGUGAAACCCUUCGGCAACAGCGAAAUACACGGCCUAACAUCAGGCUAUUCACAUAGCAGUGCCGGUGGGAGCGCGCACCACAGCUACCCAGAGACGCGUCCGUACGCAGAUGGACACUACAUCGACUAUGGCCAGCCUCAUGCUGGCGGUCACUACGGUGCCAGCGGACAUGGCGGCUACUAUGGUGGUGCCAACAGCGCUGAAAUCGGCGCUAUACCCUUCGAUAUUUAUGGCGGUAAAGGCAGCGGUCAAUAUGCGGGUGCGGGUGGUGAGUAUUCAUACACAUACCCAAACGCACCACAUGAGGUACCAGCGCACAAGGGACCGCACGAGCUGUCGUCGAAGGCGCUGUUAGCCAAGAGCUUCCUCAUACCACUCGCCACAGCGGCAGUUUUGGGAAUUGCGGCAGCGUUGGUGAGUAAUCCGCUACUGCUACAAUUGGGUACGUUCUCCGGCUUGCCGGCUGGAGCAACAGUUGUGGGCAAACGACGAAGACGGCGACGAGAUCUGGCGGCUUUGAAAGCGACGCAGGCAGGAUUAGAAACAAGUGAUGAGUCGAAGACUGCCGAGACAGCUGCUGCUGGUGCACACAUCGCUUAUCGUGGACAUCGUCCGGAUCGUGGCAUGGCGCGUGUAUAGCUAAGAACGUAUGUGAAAGGAAGAAUGCCGGCCAACAUGUUAUGCUUAAUUUAAUUUUCCACCUUUUGACCUGCCGGCGGUAGCAACAGUUAAGCACAUCAAUGUGAUUGAAACGAAGUAGAUUGUAUUGUAAGAAUAUACAGACAAAACGGGUAGUUAGGAAAACUACCUACUUAAAUAA
This is a messenger RNA of Rhagoletis pomonella (apple maggot), 1324 nucleotides long. RefSeq lists its product as uncharacterized. The transcript has 3 exons. Lineage: Eukaryota; Metazoa; Arthropoda; Insecta; Diptera; Tephritidae. The record is from RefSeq and is a predicted model, not a curated record. Bases 1 to 1143 code for a protein of 380 amino acids.